Molecule: messenger RNA, 1430 nt
Organism: Sesamum indicum (sesame)
Lineage: Eukaryota; Viridiplantae; Streptophyta; Magnoliopsida; Lamiales; Pedaliaceae
Product: GDSL esterase/lipase At5g33370
Molecular function (GO): hydrolase activity, acting on ester bonds
Source: RefSeq, a predicted model, not a curated record
CCUCAAUCCUCAUCUUUCUAUAUAUACAUAUACAUGUGUGUGUGAGUGUGUAAAUUGCCUUCAUCAAUAUCUUUAUUGCAGUGCCCCUCCAAUGGCUACCCUUGGCAGCAUUCUUCUGGUCCUCCUUUCGGCUACAUUGCUCGUGGCCACGCACGUUGACUCCCUUGUCGACAGUGGCAACAACAACUACUUGGCUACCACUGCUCGUGCUGACGCCCCACCCUAUGGCAUUGACUACCCGACUCGUAGGGCGACAGGGCGCUUCUCCAAUGGCCUUAACAUCCCAGAUCUGAUCAGUGAGAGCAUUGGUGGGAGCGAAUCACCUCUGCCGUACUUGAGCCCGGCGCUCAACGGUCCAAGACUGCUGGUCGGCGCCAACUUUGCUUCCGCUGGGGUCGGAAUUCUCAACGACACCGGAGUUCAGUUUGUGAACAUAAUCAGAAUAGGGCAACAACUGCAGUAUUUCGAGCAGUAUCAGCAAAGAGUGAGUGGUCUAAUAGGAGCCGAGGAGGCACAAAGGCUGGUGAAUCAAGCACUGGUUCUCAUCACUCUCGGCGGCAAUGACUUUGUCAACAACUACUAUUUGGUGCCCUUCUCUGCCAGAUCUCGCCAGUUUGCUCUUCCUGACUACGUCCCCUUUCUCAUCUCCGAGUACCGCAAUAUUUUGCUGAGACUUUAUCAACUGGGAGCUCGGAGAGUACUGGUGACAGGAACAGGGCCGCUAGGGUGCGUACCAGCAGAAUUAGCCAUGCGGGGCAGAAACGGCCAAUGCUCGACUGAACUCCAGCAAGCUGCUGCCCUUUUUAACCCACAACUCACACAGAUGCUGCUCGCCCUCAACGAGCAGUUGGGUGACAACGUCUUCAUUGCAGCUAAUACACAACUAACGCAUUAUGAUUUCAUCAGCAACCCUCAAGCAUUCGGAUUUGUGACGUCGAAGGUAGCAUGCUGCGGACAAGGACCUUUCAAUGGCCUGGGACUGUGCACACAGCUCUCCAACUUGUGCCCCAACAGAGACGUUUACGCCUUCUGGGAUCCAUUCCAUCCAUCUGAAAGGGCCAACAGACUCAUUGUUCAGCAAAUCAUGACUGGCUCCAUAGAGUACAUGAACCCCAUGAAUCUCAGCACCAUUCUGGCCUUGGAUUCUCGGACAUAACAAACAUCCUUAAUUUCAUCUACCUCAUGCAAUGAUUUUGGUUGAUCUCAAGAUUAAGCUAAGCUAGCCAUUGGAUAAUUAAGGUUCAUAUGCUUGUGUGUGUGUGUUCUUUAAGAGUUUAAGUUUGUAGAGUUUUGUUGAAUGGUUAAUGUACUAAUGAAUUAUGAAAUGAUGAUACAUUGUUUACCAGAGUUAUUGUUUCCGAGGAACACGUUGAAGAGUUUGUGAUGUAUUCAUUAUUGUUGAAAUAAUAUGGUCAAUUAAAUUUUAGCUA